AUGGACAGCCUGACCCAGAGCUUUGUCGGUUUUCCCUCUGAACCGAGCCGGCUGCGCAAAGCCAAGCCCUGGCGGCUUUGGUGGUCCGAGAAGAGGCGCAAGGAUGAGCGCCUGCUACAGGCUGCUGCCGAAGGCAACAGCAGGAUCAUCCUCGAGCUGAUCCAUCCGAACGAUGGAGGGCCCCCAGCUGGUGUACAUUCUUAUUGCAAGUCAGGUGCCUCCUCGGGCAGGGGCCCUUUGCACUUGGCCGUGGCUUCAGGGGUGGUUGAAGCAGUCGAGCUCCUGCUUGGGCAGGGUGCUGAUGUGAACUUCUGCAGCCGGAAGACCCGCUUGACUCCUUUGCAUGUGGCCUCAGCCUACGGAAGUUCCGAGAUGGUCGAUCUACUUCUUGAGGCAAGGGCAGACACGCUUUCUAAGACAGACGACCUUCAGUUGGCUUUGCACUAUGCCGCCGCGAAUGGUCAUGCCGAGGUUGUGAAGAUGCUGCUUCAGCACGAGGGUACAAGCCAGCUGUGUGUGCGCAAUGCAUCGGGUCAGAGACCAAUCGAUUCCGCUUCCGACCUGCACACUGUUUGUGUCUUCCGGGAGUUUGAAGCGCGCCGUGGACAUGAAACGAUGGGCAGCAGACGUAACAGUGCCUCCAGUGAAGCAAGCACUGCAACUGGAAGCAGCUACGACGGGCAGUGCACAGGUGGCAGCGACAUUUCUGUCGCGGUGCAUCUCCUGCCCUGUCAGACGCGGCCUUGCUUGGUGGGUGACUGCCAGGACUCCCAGGAUGGCUAUGCCGACCGCACACCUCUCGCGAGUGGCUUCCUCUUGCGGAAUGCCCGCACCGAUGCAGUGCACCGCCUGAUGCAUCGGACCCGACAGCUCGACGAGGCCUUGUCGGAGGAGCGAGAGCGACCGGACGGGAGGACCCUGAGCGCGAAGUCCUUCAAGGCAGCUUCGCCAAAAGACUCACCCGGGCGAUCCCCUUCAGCCAGCAGUGGAACGAGCACUCCAAAGAUACGCACACCCUUUGCACGCAUGCGGCAGGGCAGCUCCAGAGUGGAGAAGGUUGGGCCCAACUCUUUCGAGCUCGUCAACCUGCUCGGUCGUGGAUCAUUUGGGGAAGUUUUCCAGGUCAAGCACAAGCGCACAGGAAAAGCUUACGCCAUGAAGGUACUGCAGAAAAGUCGCAUAAUGAGCAGCAACCUCCUCCGUUACGCAGUGACGGAGCGGAACAUUCUCGCCUACAUUCGCCACCCGUACAUCGUUUCACUGCAUUACGCUUUCCAAACACCUAGCCACCUCGUGCUGGUGCUGCAGUACUGUCCCCGAGGGAACCUGCAGCACUUAAUCACACGCGAAAAGCGGCUAUGCGAAGAUUUGUCCAGGGUCUACACAGCCGAAAUUCUUCUUGCCUUGAUUCACUUGCACGAAAGGCACACCGUUUUCCGCGACCUCAAGCCGGACAAUGUGGUCAUCGACGAGGCGCACCACGCCUUACUCACUGACUUCGGGCUCUCUAAGGAGGGGGUCGGCCAACGCGGCACGAAGUCGUUUUGCGGCUCCGUCGCUUUUCUGGCUCCAGAGAUUCUCCUUCGGAAAGGCCACAACCACACUGUGGACAUUUACAACUUGGGUGUGCUGCUGUACGACAUGUUGACGGGCUUGCCGCCGUUUUAUCACCACGACCGAGAAACGUUGUUUGCAAACAUCAAGCACGCUCGUUUGGAGGUGCCGCUCUAUGUGUCGCGCAUUGCCCGCUCGUUCAUUGAGGCAACCAUGGAGCGAGAGCCUGCCAAGCGAAUCGGUGGACAUCACACAAGUGACGUGAAGGGCCACGUGUUCUUUGCCGAUGUCGACUUUGCCCAGCUGAUGCGCCGGGAGGUGCCACCGCCGGAGGCGCAUCCAUCGGACGAACCCUCGCUUUCCUGGAACAGGCACGGCCCCUUGGGCCUGGCUGGACGAGCUCCGGAAAGUCCCUUCGCCAGAGCGGACCGUGGCUGGCGUGGAAGGUAUACACGGGGGCAGAACAGCAGCUCAGAGCGUGGAGUGAGCGGCUGGGACUUCUCCUUUGUGCCGCCGACCCGCUCCUCCGGGUCCUGCUCUGGGCAGCAGUCUGCCGUCAGCGGUCAAAACGAGGACUCAGACUGCAGCACGAGUACGUACAGGCGAGGCAUCAUGGUCCAUCGAAGACCAUCCUCGCAGUCAUCACACUCCCAAGAUGUGUAA
Messenger RNA from Symbiodinium natans, 2217 nucleotides. The record is from the annotation of a GenBank genome assembly. NCBI's taxonomy places the organism in Eukaryota, Dinophyceae, Suessiales, Symbiodiniaceae.